CUUUUUGUUGAUUGAAACAUUGAGGGUUAGUGGUAAAUCAAGCAUUUUCGGAACCAUCUCAUGGCUCUGCUUCAAGAUGACAGUUAUCGAGCGGAGUUGCUGUCAGAUCUUCAAGCAGACUACACAAAGUUCUUCACAAUGGCAGAGAGAGAGCUGGAAGGGAUAUCAAAGACCAAGCCAGUCGAUCAAUACGUGCGACUACAGAAAAUCGGGCAGGGUACGUUUGGGGAGGUUUUUAAGGUGCGGCAUAAAUCAACAAAACAGCAUUUUGCACUGAAACGAAUUCGGAUGGAACAAGAAAAAGAAGGAUUUCCUAUUACUGCGUUACGAGAAAUACGCAUAUUACAAUCCCUCAAUCAUGAAAAUAUUGUGUGUCUAAAAGAAAUAUGCCAUAGUCCACCAAAUGCUGGUAAUGGAUUCAAACCACAAUUCUAUCUUGUUUUUGAGUUUUGUGAUCAUGAUCUUGCUGGUUUAAGUCAGCAGAUUGAUUUCACUGAACCAGUCAAAAAAGCAAUAAUGAAACAACUACUUACUGGCGUUUUCUACUUGCAUCUAAACAAUGUGCUCCAUCGGGAUUUAAAAGCUGCGAACAUUUUGAUUGAUAAAAACGGCAUUCUUAAAAUAGCAGAUUUUGGUCUGGCUCGAACAACUGUUGCCUCUCUUCGUCCUGAUCGCCCAACACGUUAUACUGGACGAGUUGUUACUUUGUGGUAUCGACCUCCUGAAAUUCUCCUAAAUGACCGCCAUUAUGGAAAGCCUGUAGAUAUGUGGGGUGCUGGUUGUAUUAUGGCUGAAUUAUGGACAAAGUAUCCUAUUAUGCAGGGGGACAACGAAAUUAGUCAGUUGAACCUUAUCAUUAAUCUCUGCGGAUCUAUAACACCUGAAAUAUGGCCAGGUGUAGAACGUUUGGAAACAUUUAGAGAAGCUCGUCUACCUCAGGACAUUAAACGACAUGUUCGAGAGAAAUUGACCCCCAAAAUUUCUUCGCUUGCUGCUGUAGAUCUCAUUGACCAAUUACUUGUCUUAGAUCCCAGCAAACGUCUUGAUGCUGAGCAGGCGCUUUCACAUGACUACUUUUAUGAAGAUCCUCCAGUAGGUGACUUGCGAUCUUUUUCCAAAUCCGGGACAUCUUAUCUGGAAUUCUUGUCGUCAAAUAACGCUCGUGGUCGUAUGUUACAAGGAGCAAAUCGUCCAGGAAUUGUACGUGGUCCAGUUGUCGGGCCUGGGCAGCAAAUGAAUUAUCUUAAUGGGCCUGGCAUCAUGCAUCCUAAUCGUCGUCCACCUAUACCAGAUGACAAUUCGUAUUAUGAGCGUGUUUUUUAGUCUGGUGUGCUUGUCUGCAAUACUUUUUGAAACAUUUCUUUCAAAACUCAUAUGUAAAUAAUUCACUUUGAUCUUUAAUCUUAUUUUCCGUCUUUUUUGUCAAUGUUUACUUUGGGAUUGACUCCGUUUUUCAUCUUUCCACGUCAUGCAAUCUGAAUACCAUAAACACUUGGUGUUUAUACCUCUAUUUCUAUGUAUUCAUUCUUUUUGCGCAAUAAUGUUUGCAACUUAUUGCAUGUGACAGAUGUAUUUAAUAUACGCUAUAGAAAUAUUGGG
This is a messenger RNA of Schistosoma curassoni, 1599 nucleotides long. The record is from the annotation of a GenBank genome assembly. NCBI's taxonomy places the organism in Eukaryota, Metazoa, Platyhelminthes, Trematoda, Strigeidida, Schistosomatidae.